Molecule: messenger RNA, 5733 nt
Organism: Plectropomus leopardus (leopard coralgrouper)
Lineage: Eukaryota; Metazoa; Chordata; Actinopteri; Perciformes; Serranidae
Gene: trak1b
Product: trafficking protein, kinesin binding 1b
Biological process (GO): vesicle transport along microtubule; anterograde axonal transport of mitochondrion; neurogenesis
Cellular component (GO): mitochondrion; cytoplasmic vesicle; dendrite
Molecular function (GO): myosin binding; GABA receptor binding
Source: RefSeq, a predicted model, not a curated record
CAAGCUGGCCUCCCCGGCCCCCUCCCUGCCCUUGGCCCCAGACCUGGACCCCGACCCAGACCCCAAGUCUGACCAGCAGCAACCCCAAGAGGAGCACUAUGUGAGCGAGGGCGAGUGCAGCCAGCUUGACACGCACCCGGCGCCGCCCGACUGCAGGGACGCCGAGACCAUCACAGAUGUGUGCAACAGCACCGACCUGCCAGAGUUUGAGAUCAUCAGCCUUCUAGAGGAACAGCUGCCGGUGUACCGGUUGCGGGCUGACACCGUCUACGGCUACGACCACGAUGACUGGCUGCACACUCCCCUCGUGGCACCGGACGCCAGGCUCGACCUGACCACCGAGCAGAUCGAAGAGACUCUCAAAUACUUCUUGCUAUGUGCAGACAGAGUGGGCCAGAUGACGAAGACCUACAAUGACAUCGAUGCUGUCACACGUCUUUUGGAGGAGAAAGAGAGAGAUUUGGAGUUGGCUGCGAGGAUCGGUCAAUCGCUUCUUAAGAAGAACAGAACUCUGACGGAGCAGAAUGACUAUCUGGAGGAGAGAGUGGGACAAAUCACAGAGGAGGUGGCCCAGCUGCACCACGAGCUGAACCUGAAGGAUGAGCUGCUGCAGUUUUACACCAACGCAGCUGAGGAGAGCGAGGAGGAGUCCAGCAGCUCCCCAACGGGUAAGAAGAGCAAAGUGGGAGCAGCUGUAGGAGGCUUUGUGAGUGACACGCUGCAGAGGAAACUCAAAGAGCUGGAAGAGGAGAACCUGUCGCUCCGCUCAGAGGCAAACCAUCUGAAAUCAGAGACUGAAACUUAUGAAGAAAAGGAGCAGCAGCUUGUCAACGACUGUGUGAAAGAGCUUAGGUUGUCCAGUCUCCAAAUCUCCACCAUAGCAGAGGAGCUGGCUCGUAAGACUGAGGACGCCUCGCGGCAGCAGGAGGAGAUAACACACCUCCUCUCUCAGAUAGUAGACCUGCAGAAGAAAGCCAAAUCUUUUGCGGUGGAGAAUGAGGAGCUCUCUCAACACCUGGUAGCAGCUAAAGAUGCCCAGAGACAGCUUACAGCAGAGCUCCAGGAGCUGGAGGAGAAGUAUUUGGAGUGUAUAGAGAUGCUGCAUGAAGCCCAGGAGGAGCUGAAGAACCUGAGAAACAGAAAUUACCCUGCAGGAGCCCCUCGGCGCUACCAUCCUCUGGGCCUGUACCCUAUGGAUUCUCUGGCAGCUGAGAUUGAGGGAACAAUGAGGAAGGAGCUGAGUCUGGAUGACCCUGAGUGCGAGGAACAGAAAAUCCAUCGGAAGCGCGUUUUCGAGACGGUCAAGAACGUCAACCAGACGGUCCGUCAGCGCUCUCUGACUCCCACCAACGCCAACAUCCCGGGAUCCAACCAGUCUCUGUCAGCUCGCACAUCACCCCAGUCCAGCGGGCUCUCCACGCCUCACUCCAGCAUGUAUGGCGGUGACAUCAGUGGAGACAGUGUUGCCCUUGACAACCGGACGCAGAGCAUCCUGAUGGAGACAGCAGUUAAUCAGGACAGCGGCUCAGAGGGCCGAGAGAAGAAGGCCAGCGGAGCAGAGGACCUGCGGCUCGCCCUGCGCCGCCUGUCUCUGCGCCGACAGAACAACCUGAGCGAGAGGCGCUUCUUUGAGGAAGAGAGGGAGCGCAGACGGGGAGGACACGGAGGUCUACAUGACGCCCUGAGCCAGGAGAGCGCGUUGACCCCCUCAGAGAGCAUCAUGUCCCUCGGGAACCUCCACCUCUGGGCCUCACGAGGGCCCUACCUCCCCGACAAACUCCAGAUCGUCAAACCACUCGAAGGCUCCGCCACCUUGCAUCACUGGCAGCAGUUAGCUCAGCCUCACCUCGGGGUGAUCCUGGACGCCCGGCCGGGAGUCGUGCCCAAAGGGUACAGACCCCUGGAACUAGAGCUGGAGCAGGUCUAUCCAUGGGGCGGCUUUGAGGAGGAUGAACCAGGGGAGCAGUACUUCCAGAAUCUGCCCACCUCCUCAGCCUCUGCCUCACCGGCCGUGCCCUCCACCUCCAGCAUGGCUGACACCAACCUCGGGCAGCCUCCACCCAGCCUCGCUCCACCUUCUCCACAGUCUCCAUCUGCAUCGCCACAUCUCAGCAAUACUGAUGCCCUGGCUGCAUACUACCCAGGUAAAUGUAUGGCCCACACCAGCUCGACCUACACCUUCACAACCUGUCGUAUCCUCCACCCAACCGAUGAGCUGACGCGGGUCACUCCAAGUCUAAACCCAGUCCCAGCAUCAUCGGCCUGCGUGAUGACCAGCACUCUGUUGGGUACUCCUGCUGCCACCCCCUGCACACCCCGCAGGCUCAGUCUCAGGCCGUCUGAAUCCUCAACUAACCUCAGAGAUGCAACACGCACCACCAGCACUUCCCUGGGGUUAGUGCGCCUUCUCCAGGAGAGAGGAAUCUCAGCAGCAAUGUAUCACCAGAGCCAGGGCCUGGAGUACGGUCACGGCAACGGAGGAGUUUUAUUCAGCACCUCCAUCGCCCCUAACCGAGUGCCCAACCCAGACCCUCUGCGCCCAUCCACCCCUCCCAACUCACCCACUGGACAGGGAGCUUCAGCUGUGCCCACGUCUGCUGGCUUCGACUUCAAGAGCCCCUCCUACGACAACUUCCUGGCCUCCAAACCGGCCCGCUCCAUCCUGAAGGAGGUGACGGGGAGAAUGAGGGGUAGGCAGAGAGGGAGGGACUGUGAAAGCCAGACAGACGUUAGCGUGACCGUCCACAACCUCAACCUGCUGGACAAGGUGAAGCGGCUGGGUGUGGCUGGAGCUCCAGGCAGCAGAGCAAUCAGUCCUGGCCCCAUCCUUGGGCCUCUGGGCGGGCUGCGCAGAUCCGGCUCCCCUUUUGGGCCUGAUGGAAUGAGGAGGAACCGGAGUUAUCCAGCCAUGGUCGGGGCCAGCAUGGCCAUGAAAGCCCCGGGGCCCCAGGAGUAGUCUGGACUGCUGCUUGCCGUUAGGGGAGCCAAGUAGGAGCCAGGCAGGGCCCAGGACUGACUGUUGAGCAGUCACCUGGGGCCCAACACUGACUAAUACUGUUCCUACUGUACAGCGACGGCACUGCUGACCAAGUUCUAACACCACAGGUUCCUCACAGACACUGUCCAACUAUGCUUGAAUUAAAAGCAAAAUCAGUUUGAUUACCCAAACUACUGCAGCCUCUUCUAAUUUGCACCCAUGCAUACAGUUUGGUUUGUGCCCAUAUAAUAAGACAUCUCUGAAAUGUCUCAAAUGUGUUAGUUUAGACAUAUAUCUAAAAAUUCGGGCACAUCAAACCAAUUUCCUAUUAUUACAUUUCAUGUAAUUGCAUAAAGCGACCCAUUAAAACCAGAAUACCGAUACAGUUAUUGAGAUCCCAACCACUGCUUUCCACUCACAACCCUGCUUUGGAGACUGACUCUGCUGGCUAGAUGUAGUACUCCCACUCCUGCCUUUUCUGAAACACAUGCAGACACACAUGGGUGCAUUCAAAUGUGCAAUCUUCGUAGUCUCUGUAGCACUAAACCAUGCCUUUCUUCUUCUCUCAUUGGAUUAAAAUCCACUUUUUAUAUAUGAUUCACAAUAUUCAAUCAAAAACAUGAAAAUAUGUCAGGCUUUUACCCUCACUCUCUCCCCUCAGUCUGACUCCUGCCUACAACCCCAGUGCCGAAAAAGUUGGGACAGUGUGGAAAAUGUAAAUAAAAGAGAAUGCAAUGAUUUGCGAAUCUUUUUUGACCUAUAUUCAAUUGAAUAGAGAACAGAGACAAGAUAUUUAGUGUUUAAACUGAUUUAACUGAUUUAUUAUUUUGUGUAAAUAUAUUCUCAUUUUAAAGUUGAAUGCCUGCAACACAUUCCAAAAAGUUUGGUCCAGAGCGAAAAAAAAACCCAACUCACCUAAAACAUUCCACAGAUAAACAAUGGGGUAUAAAGGGGCAAAGAUUCAAAGAAUCCAGAGAAAUCUCUGCAUGUUAGGGGCCAGGCUGAUAACCAGUACUGAAUGCACUUCACCUUUGACCUCUCAGGGUGCACUGCAUUAAAAAACAACAUGAUUGAAUAAAGGAUUUUACUUCAUGGGUUUAGGAACAUUUUGGAAAACCAUUGUAAGUAAACUCAGUUCAUCUCUGCAUCUACAAACUCAAGUUCAGACUCUACCAUGCAAAGUGAAAGCCAGAUAUCAACAUCAUCUACAAACAUGGUGGACUUUUCUGGAUGAGAUGGACCGACAAAAAGUGGAAGAGUGUGCUGUGGUCUGACAAGUCCACAUUUUUUUGGAAAUCUUGGACGUUGUAUCUUCUGGGCUAAAGAGGAAAAGCAUCAUCCAGAUUAGGUGGGUUUUCAUCACAGAUUUGUGCAAAAAUUAAGCGAUAUUUUCAAAAUGUCGGAAAAAUACAAUUGCGAGAUGGCUGUCUUUCCACUGACUGAUGUGUUUCUGAGUGUUUGCAUAAAGAACAUUUCUGUUUAUUGUCUUUUAUCGCUGACUGUUCCGUUCUUUGAUAGUAUGCCACCUAUUGAGCAUUUUGGCAACUGCAGACCAGGUUUCAUUGCACAUGUGUUGUACUACAACGCUGUGACUUGUAGUGACAGUCACAGUGACUACAAGUGCCCAUGGCAUCAUAGAUAACUUCACAUCUGUGAAGGCACCAUGAAUGCUGAAAGGUACACACAGCUUUUGGUGCAACAUAUGCUGCCAUCAACACAAAAUCUUUUUCAGGGACUUCCCUGCUUAUUCCAGUGAGACAAUGAGAGACAUUCUUCACGUGUUCAAACAGUGUGGCUUCUUAGUAAGAGUGCAGCUUCUAGACUGACCUGCCUGCAGUCCAGACCUGACUCUGAACAUGCGUGGAGCAUUAUGAAGCACAAAAGACAACAGAGAUCCCAGACUACUGAGCAACUCAAGUGGUAUAUCAAUCAAGAAUUUUGCUUAAAUUGUUGUCUUUAGUUCCAAAACAUUUACUGAGUGUAAUUAAAGAAAAAGUCGAUGUCACAGAGUGGUAAAAAUGCCCAUGUCCGAACUUUUUGGGGAUGUGUUGCAGGCAUCAAAAUCAGAAUGAAUGUAUGUUUACAAAGAAACUGUCAAGUGUAUCAGUUUGAACACCAAAUAUCUUGUCUCAGUACUGUAUUCAAUUGAAAAUAGGUUAAACAAGAUUUGCAAAUCAUUGCAUUCUGUGCUAUCUAUGUUUUACACAGCGUCACAACUUUUCUUAAAUUUGGGUUGUACCUUAGUCCCUCCUGAAGUGAUUAGGUGUGAGUCCAACAUGUCACUUUUUGUUAUAAAUCAUUAAAUACAGUUAAUGUCUAUAUUAAAGACACUUUGGUUCAGUUUCCUAAUUGACCAUUAAACAGGGAAGCUGAUGGUGCUUCCACUGAAUGAGGCGGAUCGAUACGCUGAAACCACAGCUCACAAAGGACAGAGAGAGGGAGGAGAAGUGGCUAAUCAGCUGUCCCAUUUGAGGCUUUCAGAGAAAUAAAGCAACAUAGUGCCUCAACCAUCUGUUAUUUUAUUUUAUUUAAAAUAAUCAUGCAUAGUAAUAAUGUUCUUUAUGUGUUGGAUUCAGGGUGUGUAGCUGUCACAGCCAUUGUACUUUUAUUUAUUUAAAAAAAUCCUCUGAAUUUUCAUAAAAAAUAUCUCACAUGAGUGCACUGUAUAUAUUGUUCAUUGUCACUAAAUUGUCAAUAAUGACACACGAAUAAAGGAAUGUGUAGUGCAUAACCAACAGCCACACAUCACUGCAAGA